This is a messenger RNA of Arachis ipaensis, 722 nucleotides long. RefSeq names its product actin-depolymerizing factor 2. Gene Ontology annotation, molecular function: actin binding. The record is from RefSeq and is a predicted model, not a curated record. Gene Ontology annotation, cellular component: actin cytoskeleton. NCBI's taxonomy places the organism in Eukaryota, Viridiplantae, Streptophyta, Magnoliopsida, Fabales, Fabaceae. Gene Ontology annotation, biological process: actin filament depolymerization.
AUGGCAGUCCAUGAUGACUGCAAGCUAAAGUUCUUAGAACUCAAGGCCAAGAGGACUUAUAGGUUUAUCGUUUUCAAGAUUGAGGAGAAGCAGAAGCAAGUUGUUGUCGAGAAGCUUGGUGAGCCAGCACAAGGAUAUGAUGAUUUCACUGCCAGUCUCCCUGCUGAUGAGUGCCGAUAUGCUGUCUAUGAUUUUGAUUUUGUCACUGAAGAGCUUUGCCAGAAAAGCAGGAUUUUCUUCAUUGCUUGGUCCCCAGAUACAGCUAGGGUUAGGAGCAAGAUGAUUUAUGCUAGCUCCAAAGAGAGAUUCAAGAGGGAACUUGAUGGAAUUCAAGUAGAGUUGCAGGCAACUGAUCCUACUGAGAUGGGUCUUGAUGUCUUCAGAAGCCGCACCAAUUAAACUAUUGUAAACUAUUGUGAUUAGGAAUAGAAGGAGUUAUCAUGAAAGACUCUUUAUGGAGAUGUAUGUCUAUAUACACAAUUUGUGGAAUGGUCAACUUGGGUAAUUAUGGACUCCAUUGUUCCAGGUUUUGACAUGAAGUCUAUUACACCUUCAAAACAAGCUUCUUUUGUUCCAGUGUAUCUUGUGGUUUGUGAUUCUUACGGAAUCUGAUCUGUAUCUGAGUGGCAUUGAUUUAAUAUGGGCACUUGUCAUUUAAUAUUUUUACUGAUGACUAUUGACUUGUAUUAAUUCGGUUCCCUAUAAACUGAUAUUUUGAAGAA